This is a messenger RNA of Symbiodinium sp. CCMP2592, 4155 nucleotides long. The record is from the annotation of a GenBank genome assembly. NCBI's taxonomy places the organism in Eukaryota, Dinophyceae, Suessiales, Symbiodiniaceae.
AUGAUGUUGAUCUGCUCAGCCUUCUGCAGCGCAACCGUGAUGAUCUCCCUCAGGAGGUCGUGGACGCCCUGCCGGUUGCGUGACCUUGGCCAGCGCAAGCUGAAGCUGCAGGAAGACAUUGACCUGGCCAAGGCAAACCUGAGGGCCCUGCUGACAAAGAUGCAGGAUUUGCAGACCUCCAUCCAGGAGGCACAGACUGAGGUCAAUAAAGCCACUCAGGAGUAUGAAACCAAGGUUCUCACGCAGUGCACUGAAGAGGCUAAUCAUGGAGUCGAGUCUGUGUUGCAGGCCCUGGGGAUUCAGGAAGAGGCCCUUACGGAGGCCCAAAAGCGCAGUCUCGAAGCUCUCAAGAGGGAAAACGCCGACGAAGCCAAGCGCCGCAAGACCCAGCAGCAGGAGCAAUUCCCGCCGGGAUUGACUCCUCAGCUGCGCUCGGCGGCCCCUGCCACUGAGGCCAACAAGGAAGCCGAAGACGCCAAAGGGCCGCCGAGCCAGCCGAUCAAGGAGCGCAGCCGGUUUUGCGUGACUUGGAAGUUUCGGAGCCUAGCGCAAGCCCUGACGCGUUUCCAGGGUGAGCAGGGGUCCGGUCGGCCGGGCUGGGGCUCCAUGCUCAACUUGAGUGCUUACAAAGCCCUACAUCCUGCCUGGAACCAGGUCAGCCUCGUGCCUUCAAGGGCCUUUCAUGCUGAAUCGGUGGCCCUCGCCAAGGCAGGCUACCAUGUCCAUGGCCAACACGCUAGGCACGUUCACACCUUCCAGGAUCCUGAUACGGGCAGCACUUUUGACGGCCGGGCCAAUACCUUGGUCCUGUCCAAUAUGUAUGCAGUGAUUGCCUCGCUUAAGCGCGCAGCCGAGCUGGACUAUGCAUUGGUCCACCCCCGCUUGGCCUCGCACCUCUCGCUUGAGCUUGCUUGGGAUGAUCUCCAGCCAAACUUGCGAGCCAUCACUGACUCUUUUGACCCUAUUCUGGAUGAUCAGCGCAAUUUGCAACCCCCGGUGAUUUCACCGCAGAGGGUCACUCUCUUGGAAAUCGAGGCUUGUGACCCCGUGUCCCUCGCCUUUGCAGAGUUCUCUGCCACCGCUGAGGCCUCAGGUUUGCUGGGUAAGACCACGGGCAUGGGGGUCAAUUUGCCGACGGUUCGCCAGCCGGCCGUGUCGCAACCCCCAAAUAAUUACCAGUGGUUUGGUUACGAGCACUCUGUCUGGUCUCAGCUUGCAGGCAGGUUCAAGGCUGGGGGGCCGCAAAAUGAAAUUCUUUCUCUGCUUUCUAAGCUCGGUCCCGAGCAUCAGCAAUGGGCAGACGAAGCCCGGGACACUGCUUCUAAUCAUCGUGGCGUCGCGGCCCUGAGGUCUCACGCCGAGGCACAGGCCAAACUUGCUAAGACUGCCCAGCAUGGGGAGCAGGCGGAGUCUUACCAACAAUGGUUGUUUGGCGCCUUGUCGGCAGGCAUGGGGCCGGUUUACCGCGCUCUUAAAAGCCACGAACAGACUCUUGCCCGUCCUUUUCGGGAUCAGUCGGCCCUUGCCCGGGCUUACUGUCGCAUGGAGUUCUGGAGCCGCAUCUGGGAUGCGUCAAUUGUCCCGCCCCAGGUUCACCUGUCAGAGCGCCUCGCCUUAAGGGCUGAGGCCCUGCAGCAGGCACAGGACCUUUCACCGUUGUCCUGGGAGCAAGUCAAGACAGCGUGCCUGGCCACAGGCAACAAGAAGGGAGGCCUUGAUGGUUGGUCGUAUAAGGCUUUGCGAAAACUCCCUGACUUUUGCUACCGACAGCUUGCUGGGCUUUUUCGCCUUGUUGAGACUGACCUUAAUUUGCCUCUUCAGAUGCUUACGGUGCAGGUCGCCCUUCUAGCAAAAACCCCAGAGAAAGAGCGUCCCAUAUCACUCACGUCGGUACUCUGGCGAGUGUACAGCAAGCUGAGACGCCCGCUCCUAGAGAGCUGGUUAAGGGAGUACGCUGCCUUUGCACCUUUCGACUCCGCCACCCCAGGACACACGUCCCUUGACCCAGCGCUCUCUCGCUUGAUCAAGGCAGAAGACCAUAAAUUUCGCAAAGUUACUUUCAUAACUUUGUUCGUUGAUCUUGAAGGAUUCUAUGAUGGGGUAGAUUUUUCUCCACUCAUUUCACAGGGCAAAGCUUUGUCAUUUCCACCUUUGCUUUUGGAGCUUAGUCUUCAGCUAUACAAUGGGCCUCGUUGUCUCCAUGGCGAGGGGGUCAGCACUGUUGCUUUGUGGCCUAAAAGGGGCAUCCUUCAGGGGUGCCCGUACGCACCCACGGUUGCAAAACUCACCACUCAUGCUCCGCUGCAGGGCAUUUCCAAGCACCGGGGUGUAAGUCAUGCUGAUUUAUGGCUUGAUGACAUCAGUGUUGAUGUGUCUCAUGCUGACCCGGAGGUUGCGGCCUCUCUUGCCCUGUCGGCCUCCAGGAAAUUGGAGGACCUACUUUCUGUUGAGAAGCUUCGCAUCAACAAAACCAAGACCAAAUUUGUUGUCAAUAGUGCCAAAGCGGCCAAAGCACUCAACAGUAUGCGUGUUGAAGGCGAUCCUCAGGUUGCCGACUUGGUUCGGGACCUUGGAAUCGACUCGGCAGGUGCUAAACGCCGAAGGGUCAGGAAUGCUUUGAAACGCUUCAAGAUCGGUCGCGCCCGCAACCAGAAACUUCACCAACUUGGCACGGGCGGCAAAGCCCAUAGGUUGUACGCCACCUCCAUUCUUACGGCUGAGAUCUAUGGUUGCCAGGGACAGGGCCUGUCUCCCAAAAGGCUCAAGGUCGUUCGCGCCUCCAUUUCCCGACAUGUUGGGCGGUCUAAGUGGGGUUCCGUAGACGUGUCUUUGGACUGUAUGUCCUUCCGCUGCCAAGACCCUUUGUUAACCGUUGUUCUUGCACAGGCUGACGCCUUGUACAAAAUGUUUGGCCCCUCCACGGCACAGGGCUGGGUAAUCUUAGCCCGCACAUGGAAGGUGGCCUGGACUCGCCAAGAGGCGGCCGUGCACGGCUGGAAGUGUGUUGCAGGCCCGGUUGCUGCCAUGGUUCAGUACUGUAUAGAUUUGCGCAUCAAUGUCAGUGAUCCUCUGCGCUGGGUUCAUAGCAGCGGGGUUCUUCAGUUAGAUGUCGCCAACCCAGGCCUUUUCCUGUCUGUUCGCCGCUUUCUUACUCAGGUUGUUGCACUUGAAAGGGCGUCACGUUUCGGUGCAGUUCCUACGGCCCAAGGUGCUCAGAAGGGAGUCGACUGGUCAGUCCACCGAAAGCUCUUGAAGGUUUCCAAGCCUUCAUCCCCGCGAUCGGCAUUUCACGCCGUUUGGCAGGGCCGCACCUUGCACUCUGGGCAUGGUACCAAAGGCUUGGACGACUCCACUGGUCUCAGCCUCAGCCUUGGAAACCAAGGCCCAGGGGAGAAAAGGAAGGAAGUUUCCCCGGUGAGGGAGCGUACGUCGGAGGUGGAUAGUGCCCCGCCUUCUUGGAGGCCCUUUGACUACGCUCCGGUUCCAAGGGACCAGACUCUGAGGGUCGUGGGGUUGGGGCCUGCACAGCCCAACCAGAAGCGCCCCACGACUUUGUGGCACUACAUGCCAAAGGAGCUCCUCUUCAUUUUUGAUCUGGGGGGCGACUGUCAACGCAAGGCUACGUGGUCACCAAGGCUGGGAAAAGGAAAGGACAGACUGGUGUACGUGGACCCAGUCAGCCCAGAUCAUGUUCUCAAAAUGGCCUAUCCUGAUGGUCAUGGACAGGAAGUGGCUAUCUCCUCUCGUUUCCCCGCGCUUUUCCCGAGGGUGGAAGAUAUGGGCUAUGUUCACAUAAAGCUGAACUGGCUGGACAGUGUCGACCAUUGCAGGCUCCACUGCCUGCGAUCCCAGAGGGUCACUCCUUUGAUGGAGUACUUGGGUGGUGCGCCGGCCUCCUUGGACCUGAUCUACACCUUGUUUUAUCUGGACCUGGGCUCUUACAACUGGGCGGUUUUCCCUCGUCGUGACAGUGAGGCACCCUACGUGUGCUUCGUGGACGCUGCAGACUGGGUGCACGCCCAACCAGAGAGUGUGGAGGCUCUACAACAGCUCACCAACAAUGCGUCUCCCACCUAUGUCAUGGAGUCGCUUCGGACCCUGAUCUCGCCGGAGUACCAGGUUCCCCUGAAGAGCCGGGGUCUCUGGACUUUCUGA